Messenger RNA from Merops nubicus (carmine bee-eater), 1143 nucleotides. It is a transcript of the gene GAS8, whose product is annotated as growth arrest-specific 8. Gene Ontology annotation, biological process: flagellated sperm motility. The annotation marks the transcript as partial. Gene Ontology annotation, cellular component: Golgi apparatus; motile cilium; microtubule. Gene Ontology annotation, molecular function: small GTPase binding; microtubule binding. The transcript has 7 exons. The record is from RefSeq and is a predicted model, not a curated record. Lineage: Eukaryota; Metazoa; Chordata; Aves; Coraciiformes; Meropidae.
UGGGCUUUGCAGCUGGAGAAGCACGUGGAGCGGCUGCGGGAGGAGCUGGACCGGGAGCGGCAGGAGCGGAACUACUUCCAGCUGGAGCGGGACGAGGCCCAGGCCUGCUGGGAGCUCACCCGACGGGAGCUGGAGCAGAGGAAGGCCGAGCUGCGCAGCAAGGACCGCCAGAUGGAGGAGGCCGAGGAGAGGCACCAAGUGGAGAUCAAGGUCUACAAGCAGAAGGUGAAGCACUUGUUGCACGAACACCAGGAAAACCUCAGCGAGCUGAAAGCAGAGGGCACCCUGUCCAUGACACGGGCCCAAAAAGUUCACUGGACCCAGGAGAUGGAGCUGUGGAAAGACAUGCGCUCCUUGAAAGUGGAGCUGAAGGAGCAGGAGCUGGCCAGCGAGGUGGUGGUGAAGAACAUGCGCCUGAAACACGAGGAGGAGGUCUCGCGGCUGCGCAGCGACUUUGAGAGACAAGCAAAAGAGAUCGAGGCCAAGUACACCAAGAAGAUGCAAACGCUGCGGGACGAGCUUGACUUGCGGAGGAAGACCGAGAUCCACAAGGUGGAGGAGAUGAAGAACAGCCAGAUCAGCGAGCUGAUGAGGAACCACGAGAAGGCCUUCCAGGAGAUCAAGAACUACUACAACGACAUCACCCAGAAGAACCUGGCUCUCAUCAGCUUGCUGAAGGAGCAGAUAGAGGAGCUGAAGAAGAGAAUCAGUCACUUGGAAAAGGAGAAGGCGGAUGUGCUGCUGGAGAACAAGCAGCUGAAGGAGCCCCUGCAGGAGGCCCAGGAGCAGGUGGCUGAGCUGCAGAAGAAGUUGGCCCACUACAACAUGGACAAGGAGGCCCUGAUGAACACCAAAGCUCAUCUGAAAGUUGCCCAGAAGGAACUGAAGGAUCUUCGGUGGGAACAUGAAGUGCUGGAGCAGAGGUUCAGUAAGGUGCAGGCAGAGCGAGACGAGCUCUACCAGAAGUUCACCAAAGCCAUUAACGAGGUGCAGCAGAAGACGGGUUUCAAGAACCUGCUCCUGGAGCGCAAGCUGAAAGGCCUCCUCAGCCUCCUGGAGAAGAAGGAGGUGGAGCUCAGCGAGGUCUUCGCAGCCUCCAGCCUUGCCCCAGGCGCCCUCUCCUCGGCUUCGCACAAGCUAGAG